This is a messenger RNA of Mucor mucedo, 1465 nucleotides long. Its product is annotated as ribonuclease H-like domain-containing protein. The transcript is spliced from 5 exons. The record is from RefSeq and is a predicted model, not a curated record. Bases 164 to 1459 code for a protein of 431 amino acids. Lineage: Eukaryota; Fungi; Mucoromycota; Mucoromycetes; Mucorales; Mucoraceae. Gene Ontology annotation, molecular function: exonuclease activity; nucleic acid binding. Gene Ontology annotation, cellular component: nucleus.
CUUUCUGAUAGAUCGUCCUCAGGAAACCAUCAAACGCCAAAGGGUCGAACCUGCAGAGAUUAAAAAACCACUGGAUGUAGCAAACAAAGUAACUCCGUUAAUUCCAUCUCCAAAGCCAAAACCAGACAAAAAAAUAGUUGUGAAAGAAACGCCUGCGCGAGUCAUGGUCCCACCACAGCCUCGAAAACCCAUUGCAUCCGAUAGCACUGAAAAGUUGCCUUCUGGGAGAACUCGUACUGCACAUACUGCUACAUUUAAAACCAAACCUACAGGUCCACCUACAAUUACACCUACAGCUAAAUCCACUAUACCACUAAAAGUUAGACAGUUGAUCGCCACUAAAUUGUACGACCAAUAUGUCCGCAUUUAUCAACAUAAUCCUAGUUUAGCAACCAACCAAACAAGACUUCAGGAAGACAAAAUCCAUUCAGGUACCAUCAAUCUUGCCGGAUACAAACAAAUGGCCAUGACUACCAUCAUGAAUUUAAAAAAGAGACCGGUGAGUUUAGGGGAUCAUGAUAUUGGUAUCGAUGGUGAAUGGGUGGACCCCAUUGCCAAGAGAGACACGGCUUCUGCCCUGUACGAACGAGCUCUGGAAGCUGUAGUGGAUAUAGAUUUGUUGCAGCAGUUACAGUAUCCUUUACCUGAUCUCUUGGAUGAACCGCAUCAGCCCCAUAUGCCCAUGGUAGGUACGAUUCAUGGUUGUGAUCGAUGUAAAGGCGAGUAUCUGAUUAAGGACGUAUUGGAUAAAAAUGAUAUGGACUCGUGUGUCUAUCACCCAUCCCGAAUGAAGAUCAUGAAAGUGGAUGGGAUAAAGGAGAAAGUGUACGGUUGUUGUGAGGAUCCUCUUGGAAGCACUGGCUGUAACCGAGGACCUCAUGUAUACAAGGACGAAGAUUUACGUAUCCUGCAUCAAAAGAAACCUUAUUUAAAAACGCCCGCGUAUAAUCCUAAAUCAACCACACGCCAAAAGUUGGUGGCAUUGGAUUGUGAAAUGGGGUAUACGACAGCUGGUAUGGAACUCAUCCGAUUGACAGCGGUGGAUCAAGACAUGAAGAUCUUGCUGGAUGAACUGGUGCUACCUUCCAAUAUGAUUAUAGAUUUGAAUACCCACUAUAGUGGUAUUAAAACCUUGGAAGGGGUAAAGUAUGAUUUGGAUGGACUCAGAAACGAGUUAUUCAAGUAUGUGGAUGAAGAUACAAUUAUUGUAGGUCAUGGAUUAGAGAACGAUAUGAAUGCAUUGAGAAUCAUCCAUACAAAGAUUAUCGACACGGUAGCAUUGUUUCCUCAUAGAGCAGGACUUCCCUAUCGAAAUAGUCUUCGUGGUCUAUCUUCGGGUGUCUUGAAAAAGUUCAUUCAAGUUGGUACUGAUGGUCAUGAUUCCUUUGAAGAUGCCCGUGUUUGUAUCGAAUUAUUGCAAGCUUAUAUUAAAAAGCAGGAUAAAUUAAAAACAAAAUAAAUGUUU